GUGCUCGUGGCCGUGUUGUGCCGUCUUGGUAUUUUCGACGUGCGUUCUCUGUUGCUUUAAUUCAUGAGAAGCCAUUUUGUUGGUACGAAACUACGAUACCAUUUUCAGAAUUGAUUUAUUAAUUUAAGCUUUUGAUUUUACUCGCUUAUUUUUAUAAAAAUCUGUUUUAGCGUCAAAUCAAUUAAUUUUUUAACUAUCGUUUGUGUAUUAUCUUGUGAAAUAUGGCUUGCGCUACGUUAAAACGGUCAUUGGAUUUCGAACCCCCUAUGUGCAGACCAACGAAAAGACAAAGGUGUACGCCUAUGAGUAUAUCUCCUUCUAGCUCGCCACCAAACAGCUCCAGGUCUGAGUAUGUUUCACCACAUUUUGGCGGCGAUGUUGUUCCCAAAAUUACGGCAGGUAAAUCGACAAUUUUUUUGAGGUACCUGCCUACAUUUGUUUUGCUAUUGUUGGAUUAAUAUUAACGUGUUGAUGCCACUGUAUGAUAUAAAUCAAUUAUGUAAAACUUUAUUUAAAAUAUUGUGCUUAGGAUUAACACGUACAUUAUACCAUUUUAUUCAAUUAUAACAACGGUUUUAUAACAACUGAUAGUGUAGUUAUUUAAUACUUGCCAACAAACUUAUUAGCCAGUAGUAUCAUAUUUCAAUGACUAUAAGUGUUAAUGUUUUUAUUGUACUUGGUGGUUUAAAAAAAAAUACCUUCUAAGAUAUUUAUAGUUUUGUAUUAUUGGUUUGGUUGUUAUCCAGACACAAAUAUUGACAGUAUUAUUUUUAAUACUUCAAUAUAUAUAAUAGGUACCUAGAUACUUUGUUGUCCAUACCCUUACUUUAUGUCCAGUCACUUGUGCAAUUACUUAAACAACAAAUAAUUGAUGUAUGCUUCCUAGGUAGAGUUAAUACAUUUUAUUACCAGAAAUGUAUUAUUCUAUGUUCUAUUAAUCAUAAUUAAGAAUUAUUUUUUUAACUAUUGAGCUUUAUCACAUAUUAUUAUUGUUUUAUGCCUAAAGUUUUGGUUAUAAAAUUCAAUUAGAAAAUCUAUUGUAUUUAUUUCAUUAAAAAAAAUAUUGGAAUUUUAAUAGUUAAAUUAUACCUUUCUUCCAUAUUUUCAUAUUAUACUUAACUAUUAUAUCUUUUUAAGAUUUAAUUUGUUAAAAUAAUAAAUAAAUGAUUUUAAAAGAUUUGAAAGGGAUUUCCCUACCUAAUCUAUUAACAUAGGAACCUAUAUUAGUUUAAAAUAAUAUGUUAUACUUAUUAGCUAUAUAAUGAAAAUUUCAAUCAAUUAUUAACAAUCUGGUAGAUUAUAUGCAAUUGGUAUAAUUAACAUUGAAAUCUUUCUUGGUUAUUAUUACCUAUUAUUUUUUUUUUAAUUAUUGAGUGAUUCUACAGUUCCUAUACACAAGUGUUAAACAACAAUUUUCUUGAGGUAUUAUGAACCCUGACUUUUAAGGCCAAACCAAACAGAACUUUUCUUAAAAUUAUUAACAAACCCAAACCAAACUUACACAUUUUUAUUUGUGCUCAAACAUUCAAAAAGUAAAAAGGUUAAGUUGGGUAAAAAACCUAAGUUCUCAAACUUGGCUCUGUGAUUUACAACUUACUAAUGUGAAAAAAAAAUAGAAUUUUUCUUUUUUGUAAUAAGGCUGCACUUUCCUACCACAGAAUAUCAUAUUAGUGACUGUAUAGAAUCGGCAUAUAAUAAUUUUUGAACCAAACUAUUGGGUAUUCGGUUCUGUUAAAUUAUUUGGAAUUUUCAGUUAGAUUUUCGAUUAGUUUGUCACAUCUCUAUAGAUUAUAAUUUUCCUAUUAUAUUAAAUGAAUAAUAUAAUAUUUUUUUUAAAUAAGAUAUUAUUUAUUUUAAUUUUCAAAACAAACUAAAAUAAAAAUAAAAAUGUAUUGUUAUUAAAAUAAUAUUAAGUACUUUUUUUUAAUAUCACUAGUCACCUGAUUUUGUAGUGAACUACCGAAGAAACAAACAUAUUCAAAUACAAUUGUUUUCCAUUUUAUAUAAUAAUAAAAAACAGAUAACUAUUGUAUUUCAAUAUUUUAAAAAAUAUAAAUAAAUUGUUUAUUAUAAUGGUAAAAUUAUACCUAUUUUAAUAAUUACAUUUCAUUAGCAGAUGGCUAUGAUAAUACCAGAAAAUCAUAGGUAGUAGUUUAGAUAACCAAUUAAUACCUAUGUAUAUAAUUUAUGAUUUAAAAUAUUCUUAAAUUUUAUUUAUUUUGGCCGGUAUCAUCAAAAAAUAAUUUUAAGAAAUAAUAAGCUAAGUUAUAAAUUAGCCAUUAUAUAUUUUUUUUUUACUGUUAAGUAGUUAUGUAUAUUUAUAUUUUUUAUAUAUUUUCAAACAGUAAAUUAUAAAGUCUUUGUUCGACAUAAUUUAAUAGGGAAAACAUAGGUUUUUAACCCAUACAAAAAGUUUAAUGUUAAUUAACCUAUAAUAAUAUUUGAUUUUUUAUAAAUAGAUAUUACUCUAAAUUUAUGUAGUACAUAUUAUGCUAAGUUUAUUGUCAUUUUUUUUUAAUAUAUGUUUGUAUAUUUGUUUUAAUUGUAGAAAUGCUGUCAGCUAGUUUAACUGAAGAGGUUCAAAGGAUGCGUCGCAAACGUCAACUUAACAUGGAAUUAUCAGAAAAUCGUAAUUUAGAUGACAGUUCUUCAGAUAGUUCAUCUGAGAACACAUUUCCAUCAUCAGCAAAAGAUAAACCGCUCUUCACUUUUCGUCAAGUAAAGUAUUUCAUUAUUUAUUUGUUACUUUUCCUAAAUAAUAAAUAAUAUAUAUAUAUAUAAUAUAUUUACCUUAUAACUGAAAAAAAUCAAGUUAUCUGCUUUAAUUAUUGAAUAAUAGGUCUAUUAAUGUGCUUAUUCUGUUUAUCAUUAUCACAGUUUAAUUUUAAACCUGAGAUAAUAUCAACAUUAAAGUCAAGCAUCCUUAGAUAAUAAAAAAUUAUUUCAUAAAUAAAUAAAAAAGUUCACAAAAUUAUAAUUUUUAACUAUAUAUUAUUAUACUUAAUUUUAAUCAACAGCGAUAAUUUACUUGUUAUGAAUAUAACAUUUAAAAAAUAAUAAUAACAAAUUCUAGAUAUUUAUUGAUCUAAUUAACUAUCUUUCUAGUUCCUGUAUAUAAUAAAACAAAUUUAUGAUUACUACCUACUUAUUAUCAAUUGAUAUUCAUUGACACAUCUCAUAUAAUGUUGUAAUAGUUUUGUGAAUAGAAUGUUUAAUGCAUUUUAGAAUUUUCUCUCUAGAUCAUAUUAUACUAUCCAUUUAAAGUUGACAAUAAUCAGGUUAUGCCGAUACUACCUAUAGUUAUCUAUACAGGUGUGAACUUGUGGCACAUGUGAUCGACCAUAAUCGGUGUGAUAUUAUUAAAUAUUAUGUUAUAUCAACUAAAUUAACUAAGUUUACCUAUGGUAUUUCUUGUAGAAACUUCAUUAGACAAAGUAUAAAUUAUUAGCUAUUCAAUUCAAUUUAAGGGUUUGUAUUUUAAGUACCUAUAUAUAACAAAUAACAAGAUACCUUUAUAAUUAUUUAAAAAUACUACCUAUUUUUUGAUAGUAGCUUUAAUAGCUAUUGCUUUUGUCAAUCUUUCCUAAGUAGUACUUUUUACAAGAUAUGAAACUGAGGAAUUUUUGUUUGACAUCACUCAAAUUAUCCAUGAGUUUUGACCAACUACACAUAUCACCAUAUUAAAUGUAUAAUUUUGAAAUAAUAAAAUUUACAAAUUUAAUCUUUAUUCGUUCUUUUUGUGUCAUUAUAAUCUAUAAUUCGUUUAAACCAAUAUUAUGUGGUUAGCAUAUUGUCUUAAAAUGUUUUUGUUUGUUAGUAAAAGGACACAAAUUUCAAUUCAAUGUAUAUUCUAUUGGUAAAAAUUUAGGUGGAAACAAUUAAUCACUAAAAGUGUAGAUAACUAUGAUACUAACAUAUUCCAAAAGUAUUUUUAAUUUAUUAAUACCAACACAAAUAUUUAAAAUACAAUUAAUGUUAUUAUAUUCUAGGGUUCUUUAUUUAUUUAUAUCUACCGAUUACCUAGGCCAAAAAAACAUUUCACUGUGUGAUAGUCGGCCAUUCUUAUUUUAGUAUAUCGUUGGUUACCUAGCAUAAUCUCAUUAGUUGAUUUUAAUUAAUUUUAUAAAAAAUGUGACAGAAAAACUAUAAGAACAAUUAAAAAUUUACCUCAAUGCACUAACUAGAUUAUAAAGUUUAUAAGAAAGUUCCUUUAAUAUUUUUUGUAGAAAAAGGAUUGACUAGUGCAUUACACGUUAGAAGUAUGAUCAGUUAUAACCACUAUAUUGUUCAAAUUUGGGUAUGUAGUAUAUAAUGAUGAUCAGAUAUUAGAAUCUUUAAGGAGCCAGCCCCGAAUAAUCUUAUGUUCUCAUCGUAAAGCAAGUUUAUUUCUUUUGAUGGUUAAAAUUUAAUUUAGUAUUAACAUUGAUUAAAUAUAAUAUUACCAGAUGCUAUUUAAUACAAUUUUCUUUAUUGUAAUUAAUAUAUCUUUGGUCCUAAGGAUAAUGGCUUUAGUCAAUUUAAUAUAUAACAUUUUAAAAUAACAAACAAUGAUAUAGUUAUGGGCAAUUAAGAGAAAAAAGGUAUGCUGUCUACUUCUCUGACAAUAAAUGCGGAUUGGACAUUGAUAAUGUGCUUUUUUGCCAUAGGUAUAGUUUAUGUUUAUGGUACCGAUCAAAUUUCUGGAUUAACUAGUUUAUCCCUACGCUAAAUGUGUUUUACUUUUAAAAUACCAAUAUACAUAUAUAUUAUAUAUGUAUAUAAAUUGUAUGAUCUAACUCAAGGGUCAGCAAUUAGCUUCUAAGGUGGACCAGAUAAUUUGAUUAAACAUUUUUAAGGGCCAUAUAUUUUAGUAGUAUUUUAGAAUUAAACAAAAAAAAAAUUCAACUCUUCCCUAUUUGGUGUUUGUUCUGUCUUGUUUAACAUCUCCAGAAAAAACAUUAAUUUAUUAGUUAAUAAAUGUAUUUAUUUUUGUACAAUAUUAUUUAAUUAUUUAUAGAAUAAAAUAUAAAUAUACAAUUUUUUAAUGAUAUACAAUUACUCCAAGUAUGAUAUCAUAAAUAUAGAUUGUUUUCGGACGUUUGGAUAUUCUGGAUCUACGCUGAGACAAAUAAUGAAAAUAGAAAAACAGCGUUUAAGUAAAAACAUUUUGAAGAUCCAUUUAUUUCCUCUAUGGCCUAGAUUUGGCAAGCAGUCCGUCUAUUACCUAUCUCUGGUCUAACCGAUAAAUUAAAUCUACUUUGAGUUUUUUUUUUUUUUUUUUUUUGGCAAUAUUAAGGAUAAACGUCGUUUUCAAAUGUCAAAAAAAAAAAAAAUGCCGAAAAGUAUGGUAAUGAUUGCAGUUGCGGUAGAUAUGUUUUCGGUGUAGCAUAUAAUGAGAGUUUCAAAAAAAAAUUGACUUAAGCCAUUCUCACUUCCAAAAAUAUUACAAUGCCUUCAUAAAUUAAUGACAUUUUUCUUUUAUAAUUUACUCUCAAUAAAAACCAAACUAUUUAUUGAUUAAAUAUAUGCUAUAUUAUUAAGUUUUUAAAUUUCAAUGGUUAUUAUUAUUAUUUAUGUGUAAAACAGAAUAGUUAUCAUAAUUUAACAUAUCACAUUAUAAAGUUUUGACAGUAUGAAUCGUCUAUUAAAUCAAUUGCUUUUAUAAAAUAGCUUAUUAAUCAUGAUUUUAUUUUUCAGGUGGGAAUGAUCUGUGAGCGUAUGUUAAAUGAACGUGAAAGUCAAUUACGUGAAGAAUAUGAUAAGAUUUUAAACAUGAAAUUAUCUGAACAGUAUGAAGCAUUUGUAAAGUUUUCUAAUGAUCAAUUGCAUAGACGUUUUGAAGCUGCUGAGGAUCCAAGCUGUAAGUUAUAUAAUUAUUAUCAAUUUUGAAUGACUUUAGUUUUAAUUGAUAAUUGUUGUUAUUUUAUUAUUUUACGCAAUCUUUUCUAAAUAUAGUUCUACCUAACCCAUACCCAAUGAUGGGCAAAUUUCAUAGAACAUUCCUAAAUACCAGAAUUUAUUGGGGGAAUUAUAAUUUGUAUAUUUCAAUAUUUAAAUAAUUAACCUAGUAAAAAAUUAUUUGAAUAACAAAUAUUAUAUGCCCAAACAUAUAGGAGAUUAACCUAAAAGGUAACUUUUUUGUUAUUUCAAAAAUAUAUUGCAUAUAAUAUAUAGAAAUUCAACUAAAGUUUAACACUUGAUUGUCAGUCAUUGGUGUACAAAAUAUUUUUUAAAAAUCAUUUGCUCCUUAUUAUUGUUAUUAUUUUAUGUUAUUAAUUUAAAUUCCAAAUUUUUAAUAAAUCUUAUUAUGUUAAAGUUUGGUGUUUCACUUUACAUGUAAAUGAUCUAAUUGGAAAAUAAAAAAAAUUUGUAUAAUAUGAACAUCUAAAACAAACAAAAUAGGGUACACCAUGUCAUUAAUUUGUAAAUUUGUUUUUUGAAUUUUAUUCCCAACAUUUUUUUUUGUCUAGGGGCCAUAUUUGUAUGCAUUUAAAAUUUAUAAAUUAUAAAAUAUUUUCUUAAAUUUCAUACUAAUUUAAAGAACAAUUAAUUUAAAGUGUAUCAUUUAAAAAGUAAUAAAAUCAUCAAUAUAAAUUAAUACAUGGUGUUUAACUAAUGAAUGUUCAGCUCAACUAUAAACACAGUUUGAAUUCCAAUAUUUCUAUAUUUUCUGUUAAACUAUUCAGAGCAGUAGUGGUUGAAUGGUAAAUAUUGUUCAGGCUCCUAUGUAAAAAAACUUGUUUUAAUAUUUUUUCUUAAAUCAAUAAUUUAUAACAAUAAUAUAACUAAUAAUUAUAAUAUAAUCACAACAUAAUCUUAAACAUAUAUUACAUGAAAUAUACUUGCAGUAAUAACAUAAUAGUUAAUUACAAAAAUAAUUGUCAAGUAAACUCACUAAAUUAAAGCAUGCAAGUUACUAUGGAAGUUUUAGUUGAUAUAUUUUUUUUAUUUAUAGAAAAUAUGUUUUAUAGAAUAAUACAUUUUUUUUUUUUUACUUUAGAUUUGUCUUAACUCAAAUAAGCAAAUAUGAGCGAUGGUUUUGAAUUUACAACAACAUUAGAUGCACUUAAUAGAAAAAAUAAUUAUUCAAACUUAAGUCAACAAUCGACUGACUAACAAUGUUUUUUUUUAUGUAUUAUACAUUUUUGUAAACUCAAUAUUAUUAAAUUAAUUUAAAAUAUAUGAAUUACAUGAUAUAGUAAAAGAGUAAUAACUAAUUUAAGUAAUCAUUAAGCUAAGAUAAUUUUGUUUUGUUCAUUUUUAUAUUGCGAAACUGUAAAUGUUGGAUAUUGGCUCAAAAUCGUAUUGAAAACUGGCUUAAGACAUAUUCUUAUUCUGGUGUAAAAAAAAAAAAAUACGACAUUCAGUUAAUUUAUUAUAUAAAAUUAUAAAUUAUUUAUUUAUAUGAACAAACUAUUUUUUCUCAAAUUCAGAUGAAAUGUUUAGUGGCUUAACACUACUUAUUUUUAGUUUUCGUGACUGAAUUUGAUGACAUACAUUUCAAAAGUCGCCCAAUUUUAUAUGAAUGAGCAUUUUGAUACACCACUUCCAAAGUUUUAUGUUUAAGUUAAUUUAAAGCGAGUUGUAUGAGCAAGAAUUAUGAAACAGUCACUUCAACUGUAGCUUGUUCAUUCAAAUAGAUCUCGCACUUUAUUCUAAAAAUAUAAUUAUAAUUAAACAUUCAUAUAUUAUAAUAUAUAUAUAUAUACAUAUACUUUUUUUUUAAGUGAUAAAUAAAAAAUAUUUUUUCUAUUAGGCCAACUUGUAAAUUAUUUUGUCGGGGAAAAAAAUACUUGUAU
This is a messenger RNA of Cinara cedri, 7778 nucleotides long. The record is from the annotation of a GenBank genome assembly. NCBI's taxonomy places the organism in Eukaryota, Metazoa, Arthropoda, Insecta, Hemiptera, Aphididae.